AUGUCGGGCGCCAUCGUAAGGGACGAGUUCAUCUUCUCCAGCAACCGCUUUAAGGCCUACUUUGUCGAUGUGCUGAAUUCGACGUUUGACCAGAUCCCCGGAACGGCCGUAGGCAUUUUAGGCAUGGGAGAGAAGGCAUGCAAUCCGACAUGCAUCGACCCUAUCUACACCUCCAUCCACGAGUCCAUCACAUGGGCCUCCGACCUUUUCACGCUCUGCUUCGGCUACACGACCGGUAUUCUCGCUAUCGGCUCCAACGACCGUCGUUUUCAGAACGGCGAAAUGUUGUACACCACGCAGCGACCGAACGAAUUAGGGUACACUUACGACAUCCUCGACGUGCGUCUGAACAACCAGACAUUUUUGGCGGCAAAAUCGAACUACGUGGCAAUUUUGAAAUCCAACCAAAACAGAAUACUAUUCCCAAAGGAACUGUGGACCCAGUUCAAAUCCUACAUGAUGAAACACUAUUCACACAUCCCCAAUGUAGCCGAUGAAACGGUUUUCUUGGGCGUUUCAAUCGCGAACGUCACGGAUUACCCCACGCUGGACUUUCUGGUGAGCGGAAUACUAUUCCAUUUGCCACCGGAACAGUAUUUCCUGCGCGACCCCUCGUGGUCGGCGGGAUAUCAGCUGGGGAUUCGGAAUUGGGACAAUGUUGUUUGUUUGACACCUAAUUAA
Messenger RNA from Blastocystis hominis, 681 nucleotides. RefSeq lists its product as hypothetical. The coding region runs from base 1 to 681 and encodes 226 amino acids. The transcript has 5 exons. Lineage: Eukaryota; Bigyra; Opalinata; Blastocystidae. The record is from RefSeq and is a predicted model, not a curated record.